UCCGGAGAUCACCCUCUCUACCUUCCUCUACAUUUCCACUGCAAAACCUCCGACCUUCUCCGAUUUGCAGCUCCGCUUUCGUCGACCUUCCGAUUCACUCUCUCCCGCGGUGAUCCGAUCGCUUUUAGUCAAACCACCGCGUUUCCUUUGUUGACUUUUCUCAUUUCUCUUCACUCCGCCACCGGAUGAGCUGCUCAGUUUAGGGUUAGUGUUUCGCUGAUUCUUCUCUCUCUGCUAAUCUAAUCGGAUGAGAUUUCUUCUUCGCUAAUUUCCGAGUCUUCCUCCACGGAGUUUCGCUUUCGAAGGGUUAGAGCAUCAUCGACGCAAAUGGAAGCGUCCGGUGCAAAUUCCGACGCUUAUAGAGGUUCUUCCGGUGCUUCUGGGAAUUCACGAAGGUAUGGGAUGCUAUCGGCUUCGAAUAUCAUUCAGAGGCCCAUUUCGGCCUUGUUGGAGUAUUCGGGUCUUCUGCGUGCAGCCAGCUCGGCUCAUCAAGAAUCUGAAGCGUUGAUUGGCUCUGGAAUUCGCAGUCAGAGUAUUGAUAAUUCUGCCGCCACAGCUAAUAGUGGAGAGGUUGCUAUUAGAAUAAUUGGGGCGGCGGAUCAGGAGAGUGAUAGAGAGGCUUCUGGGUUGGUGGUUGGGCAGGUGAGAGAAGCCAGUGCACAGGGUGAGGUGUCACUUGGGUUAGCAUCAUCAGACAGUCAGGGUGAUUUAAGGAGUGAUCGAAUGCCAGCAUCAGGGGAAGGAGUUUCACAGUCGGCAAGUGUAGGUGCUGCUGCUGAUGCUGAAUCCGGGGAUGCAGGUGGAGCUAAUAGCAGGGAUUCAUCGUAUCAGAGAUAUGACAUUCAGCAGGCUGCUAGAUGGAUUGAACAAAUUCUUCCUUUUUCUUUGCUUCUCUUGGUCGUAUUCAUUCGCCAGCAUUUGCAAGGUUUCUUUGUCACGAUUUGGAUUACUGCUGUCAUGUUCAAGUCAAAUGAAAUCUUACGAAAGCAAACAGCUUUGAAGGGAGAGCGGAAGAUCUCUGUUCUUAUUUGCAUCUGUCUUGGUUUCACAAUUCAUGUGGUUGCUGUCUAUUGGUGGUAUCGUCGUGAUGAUCUUUUAUACCCAUUGGUCAUGCUUCCUCCAAAAUCCAUUCCACCUUUCUGGCAUGCUCUUUUCAUCAUCAUGGUUAAUGAUACUUUGGUUCGGCAAGCGUCAAUGAUCUUAAAGUGUCUUCUGUUAAUGUAUUACAAGAACAGUAGAGGGAGAAAUUAUCGUAAGCAGGGUCAAAUGCUGACUUUGGUUGAGUAUCUGAUGCUGCUUUACCGUGCAUUGUUGCCAACUCCAGUGUGGUAUCGUUUCUUUUUAAACAAAGACUAUGGAAGCCUCUUUUCAUCUCUAAUGACAGGAUUGUAUUUGACUUUCAAGCUCACAUCUGUUGUUGAAAAGUGGCUUCUUCCGAUCAGUCAUCCACAGAGGUAAAUUUGACUCUAUUUGGCUCUGCCUGUUCAUGAAUUGUCCAAGAAAAUUGAACGAAACCCACUGAAUAUAGAAGUAAAAUCUAGCUGUCUGCUCCUAUGUAUUAGAAACGUUGGAUGUGUAAUGUCCCCCUAAGGGGUUAACAGAGAGAUCGUCGGAAGGAUUAACGGUUUGUCAUUGUGUAUUGCCAUAAAUGAAAGUAUUUUUUGGUCUUCUUUUUGCUCUCCCAUGAUUUUCCUAGGUAUAUCUUUCUCCAUGGGAGGGAAAGAUAUACGAGAAAGAUACCGUACGUUUAUAUCAGUCUUAGGUUUGAGCAUUCGAGAACUUUCCAGUUCUGUCUGCAUUGACUCUGGUUGGUUUGCUUUGAUAGUUGCUACCAUGAGAUAACCCAUGUAAGAGAAUUAUUCAAGAAAAAGAAUGAAGAUAU
This is a messenger RNA of Rubroshorea leprosula, 1882 nucleotides long. The record is from the annotation of a GenBank genome assembly. NCBI's taxonomy places the organism in Eukaryota, Viridiplantae, Streptophyta, Magnoliopsida, Malvales, Dipterocarpaceae.